Kogia breviceps (pygmy sperm whale) is the source of this 1410-nucleotide messenger RNA. The record is from RefSeq and is a predicted model, not a curated record. NCBI's taxonomy places the organism in Eukaryota, Metazoa, Chordata, Mammalia, Artiodactyla, Physeteridae.
CUCAGCCAAUGGGAGGCGGCGUUGUUGGCAGCCACGGCGGCGCAGUCCCGGAGCGAGCGAAACCCAGACGGCUGCAGCCACUGCCGCAGGAGGCGUGAGGAGAUAAAAACAUUCAGAUGGCAGAUAACAGUUUUUCAGAUGGGGUUCCUUCAGAUUCCUUGGAAGCUGCUAAAAAUGCAAGUAAUACAGAAAAACUCGCAGACCAGGUGAUGCAGAAUCCUCAAGUUUUGGCAGCUUUACAGGAACGUCUUGACAGUGUCUCCCACACUCCUUCAAGCUACAUCGAGACUUUACCCAAAGCAGUAAAAAGAAGAAUCAACGCACUGAAACAGCUUCAGGUGAAAUGUGCUCAUAUAGAAGCCAAGUUCUAUGAAGAAGUUCAUGACUUGGAAAGAAAGUAUGCAGCAUUAUACCAGCCUCUCUUUGACAAGAGAAGGGAAUUCAUCACUGGUGAUGCUGAGCCGACAGAUGCAGAAUCCGAAUGGCACAGUGAAAAUGAAGAGGAGGACAAAUUGGCCGGAGACAUAAAAAAUAAAGCAGUCAUAGCGGAAAAAGAAGAAGCAGCAGCAGAAGAGCCAAACCCAAAAGGAAUUCCAGAGUUCUGGUUUACCAUCUUCAGAAAUGUAGAUAUGCUAAGUGAAUUAGUUCAGGAAUAUGAUGAGCCAAUCUUGAAACACCUGCAGGAUAUCAAAGUGAAAUUUUCAGACCCUGGACAGCCUAUGUCUUUUGUAUUAGAGUUCCACUUUGAACCCAACGACUACUUUACCAAUUCAGUCCUGACAAAAACGUACAAGAUGAAGUCAGAGCCAGAUAAGGCCGAUCCCUUUUCCUUUGAAGGUCCUGAAAUAGUUGACUGUGACGGGUGUACCAUUGACUGGAAGAAAGGAAAAAAUGUAACAGUCAAAACCAUCAAGAAAAAGCAGAAACAUAAGGGCCGAGGCACCGUCAGAACAAUCACCAAACAAGUCCCCAACGAUUCCUUUUUCAACUUCUUCAAUCCGCUGAAAGCAUCAGGGGAUGGAGAAUCACUGGAUGAAGACUCCGAAUUCACGCUAGCCUCCGAUUUUGAAAUUGGACACUUCUUCCGUGAGCGGAUCGUGCCGCGCGCUGUGCUCUACUUCACAGGGGAGGCCAUAGAGGACGACGACAAUUUUGAAGAAGGUGAGGAAGGAGAGGAGGAGGAAUUAGAAGGUGACGAGGAGGGAGAAGAUGAGGACGAUGCCGAAAUGAACCCCAAGGGAAGAUCUACUUGGCAAGUGUCUUUUAGUGCCCUACACCUGAGAGGAAACCACCAAAGGAGGAGAGAGAUUUCAAUCUGCCUCAGCUUUUCAUACAGAGCCGGAGACCAGGACCCGAAUGUACUGGGGUCACCUUUCCGUUUUCCCAUUAACUUAAACAAAGCCUAAACUU